Podarcis lilfordi (Lilford's wall lizard) is the source of this 32062-nucleotide messenger RNA. NCBI's taxonomy places the organism in Eukaryota, Metazoa, Chordata, Lepidosauria, Squamata, Lacertidae. The record is from the annotation of a GenBank genome assembly.
CAUACUUUCAGAUUUAAUCAAGGGCAGCACAAACUGGCUCUAAAAAUUAAUGAAACAUCUUCAGGUUACUUAGUUUCUCAAAUUUAUCAGAUUAUCCACGAUUAUAGGAUGCACUUGCUUUAGGAUGACCACAUUUUCAGCUGGUCCUUUUAAAAGCAGCCCGAUACACAAACAUGUAAGAAACCACGCUUUUGCUGAUACAAAGUGUUAAAAUGUGGAACUCUGCCUGGAAAGAGUGGAGCAAAAAGUAAGUGUGGAUAAGCCCUAGACUCUGACAUUGUGUGCCAACCUUCCCUCCCCACGUCCACUACAUUUUUCAGAAAGGUUUCUUUGUGGUACUAAAACCAGCAGUCUAUCUAACAUACCUUCUUCCUUGGAUAGGCAAAGAUACCCAGGGUUGUACAUGGGUAGAUAGGAGAAAGGGGCAGAGAUUUGUAUUGCCAUUAUUACUUUUUACGGUCAGGGGAGGACUUCCUUCUUUUGCUUCCUUAUGAAAAUCCCGGACUGACUAAACUGAGCUCACUCUCAAGAAUUGCCCUCCUCUGAUCACUCUGUGUUCUUUAGACAUGUGGACUGCUUUAAUUUGGUGCCCAUGAUCUGUGGAUACCCAGUUUUGCAUCAGUUCUGAAGAAAGAAAGAAAGAAAGAAAGAAAGAAAGAAAGAAAGAAAGAAAGAAAGAAAGAAAUUCUCAAUGGGAUCACAGGAACCAGGUAAGUUUCAUUCUACUUCUUCCCUCUGUUGUGAUGAUAACAUUUUUUUUUUAAGCAUGGAUCUUUUUUGACACUGCCUGUCCUCAUCUGAUUUACUGCCCCUUUUUUCAAAUCCAUGUGACUUUAACAAAAAGGACAUAUGAAAAUAUAAAUAUUCCUUACCAUAGUAGCUUACAUUGUUUGUCCAUGAGAUGGCUAAGUACUGUUGGUGCUGCAGUCCUGCAACUUUGUUUUUUUUCUGUGCCUCCAACCAGCUGCUUAAUGGAAAAGAAGCACAACUUUCCUCAUCGCUGCAUCUCCAGCCAAGGAAAUAUAUGUAUCUUUUAGUGUCUGCCUAUCACAGGGGCUCUGCUAAAAACAACUGUGACAACUGUAAAUGAAUACAAUUACUGUUAUAUACAGUACAGUAAAUAGCAGAGAUUGCUAUAGCAUUGUGUAAACAUUCCAGGAACUUGACAGUGUGGGGAAAUCUUGCCUUUUUCUACAUGUUAACCACAUUGCUUUGUGUCAGCAACCUAAUCCUUCAUGGCAGGCUUUGAGCUAGUUCAUCUGAAGUCUGUGACACCCUCUGUGGAGUUGUGAUCCACAUGUAAGGGCAUGAUUGAUGUCUAUGUUUAUUCUGGAUUAUUUAUGAAUCCAGAACUGUUGGAGGGCAGACGCUGAGUGCUAAGGGUAGCCAGUUGAAAAAGAGGAGAGAGGACUCUUGCACCUUUAAUAGUUGUGUGGAAAAAGAGAAUGUCAGCAUGCAUAGCUUGGGCUAAAGAUGUAACAUCAAGUCUAAGUUGGUCUUUCGUUCAAAGGAUGCUGAAUUGUCUCUGCCGUAUGCAAAGCCUGGGCAAACUAUCUGGUCAGUACCGUAAGAGAGAAAAAUGGGUUGGUAAAUCAUGCAAGGAGCAGGAUAGGCUGUGAAGGGAUAAAAUAGGAGGAAACUAUAUACAGUGGUUCCUCAGGUUACAGAUGCUUCAGGUUACAGACUCCGCUAACCCAGCAAUAGUACCUCAGCUUAAGAACUUUGCUUCAGGAUGAGAACAGAAAUUGUGCAGCAGCAGCAGCGGCGCAGCAGCAGUGGGAGGCCCCAUUAGCUAAAGUGGUACCUCAGGUUAAGAACCAUUUCAGGUUAAGAACAGACCUCCAGAACGAAUUAAGUUCUUAACCCGAGGUACAACUGUAAUGGUUUUUGGAGAGCUAUUAGUGAACUUCAGCAAAGGUGCUACUGCACCACUGUCUGAAUGAGAGCCUAUAAACUGAAGUUGAUACCACCCUAAAAUGUAUGGUUAUAUCAAGGGUGGUUUAUAAUUAAAUAAAUGCUGAUGAAUCACACAAAAGACAGGAAAUUCCUCAGCAAAAAGGGAUGGUGGGGGAGAACAAAUUUGCUUAAGACUUUCAGUCUGUAAUUGGGGAACUCCCUGCCUUUUGAUACCAGGCUGGCACCUUCACAGUUCUCUCUCUGGCACAUGCUAAAAAUUUGCUUAGGCAAACCCUAGCCAGACACAUAGAAUGCUGAUGUGUGUUUUAAUCUGGUUUUUAGCUUAUUGUGGAUUUUAAUUAUUUUUGGAAGUUUUAAAUAGUCGUUUCUAACUGGGUUUCUAUUUUAAUGAUAAUUUCUCUCUUUUAUUCUUUUUGUAAACCUCUUUGAGGUUUGUUUGGGGUUUUUUACAAUCAAGAAAUAAAAUAAUUUUGUGAAAUAAAUAAAAAUGAAUAAGGUAUUUGUAUAAGUGCAAAUUUAGAAAUAAUUACUAUAGUUUAGUUAGUAAUGGGGAAGACUGUGGCUCCUCCAUUUUUCUGCACUUAACGCUUUUUUGUAUCUGAAUGCCAUGUACCAAAUAUUCAGCGCCAGCCCUAUCAUUAGGCAGAGUGAGGCAGCUGCCUCAGUCAGCUGAGGAAGAGGGGCAUCAUGGAAGGGCAGCAGACGGUUAGCCUUUUAUUUUUAUUGUAAAAGUAAAGGGACAGUUUGAAAAAGUUUAGUACCUCCUGCAGUUUUGAGUCUGCGUACAUACCAGGGAUGCCAUCUCCUAGGGGACAAGACCUUUGGGGCCUCCCAAUAAUUUUGGGGAGGGGGUUGCCCCCGCAAUGUUCAAAAGGGACGGAGGAGGCCAAGCACAGAGCUGAAUGUGGCAUGGCUUCAGUGGCUAGUUCCUUCUCCUCCCCCUUCUGCCGUGGACGGGAAGCAGCCCCUGGCCUCUGAGGAGGAAGAGAAGGAGCUGCCAGUCAUUGAAACCACACUGCUUCUGCGUUCAGCUCUGCCUCCAGCUCCUCGGAUAUCCCAACAUCACAUGUGCAACGCCACACACCAUGUGACCUCAAACCCCCCCCCCCAUUCUUCCUUGGAAGUUGGAGCCUCUGAUACACGCCAUACAUUCAAAACCCAUUCAAAGCACAUGACUUCCCCAAAGAAUCCUGGGAACUGUAGUUUGUUGAGGGUGCUGCGAAAAGUAGCUCUGUUAUGGGUAAGCUACAGUAUCCAGGAUUCUUAGGAAGAAGCAAUGUGCUUUAAAUGUAUGCUGUGCAUGCAGCCUUUGAUGCUGAGAGGAAUUUAGAUUUCCAGGCAUCGUCAUAGUCCAUAUAUAAGUAAAUGCACACAGGGAUUUGUUUGGUUUGCCAUGAUACAUAAUCUACCAACACCUGCAAAAGCAGCAUUCAAAUUUCCUCAAUUAACAUUUGCCCAUACAUUUUAUUUUUUGUCCUGAAGAAAUUAGCAGGGCCAUAGCUCAAUGGCAGAGCAUCUCCUUUGCAUGCAGACGGUUGCAGAUUCAUAGGAAUACAGACAGCUGCCUUAUUUUGACAGCAAUUUUAAUAAGUUUCCUGGAAUUGUGCAAGAAUGACUGGAAAUCUACUCAUUUUAAAAUAGUUUUUGUUUUUUGUUCAUUCCUUUAUUCAUUAAAUUUGUCAGUCUUGCCCAGGGCAACCCAAAGCACAGCCAACAAAGAGACAACAAAUCUCACAUGGAUCCAUUAAAACCAAGAGGAAAGAGAAAAACAUUCAAAAGCAUCUCACCCACUUCUAAAAGGCCACGGAUAGUUAAAGGUCAAAGGACUGGUUACAGAGGAAAGUUUUUGCCUGGUGCCUAAAAAUAUAUAAUGAUGUUGCCAGAUAAGCCUCCCUGGGAAGAGCAUUCCACAAACAGGGAGCCAUUGCAGAAAAGGCCCCCUCUUGUGUGCUGCCCUCCAGACCUCUUCUGGAGAAGGCGCACGAAGAUUGGCCUCCAAUGAUGAGUUUAAGCCUAGAUCCAGCACAGGAUAAGUGCAAGCCCUGUGUCAGGGUAGGGGUGUUUUUUCCGUCUUAAGAUCUGGCAGUAAGACCUGCUGGUAUGUAUCCCUAGCUGAAUAUGCAAAUGAGAUUUCGCCUCAUGGAGCAGUGAAAAAGGGAGUGAGGACUCACUAGACUGGUUUCUCCAGAUUGUUCAGUCUCAUCAGAAAACAGAACUUUGGCUUAUAUGCAUCUGAGCAGCAAGCAGAGCAUCUCAUCUGGGCUGCGCAGGAGCUCAGCUUGGAAAGCACAUGCAGGACAGAUAGACGGCAUGGGUAAGAUUGUGGUAGGAUAUUGACAUUUGCCAAAGUAUUUUCUAGUGUAGAACUGACUUUAGAAACAUCAGCAUUGUUACAGCGUCACCUGCAAAUCUGUUGUAUGCUUCUCUGAACCUGUGAGUUAUGAAUUAUUUCCUGUUUCUGUUUAAUGCAAUUCUGCAUGUCUCUCUUCUCAGCAGAACUGGCAUCCGUAAACACAACUUCAUAAAAGCAGUGGUCCCAGAAUGACAGAGAGCUUCUGUCUCAAGUUUCUUUUAAUGCACAGCUCCAAGAGAUAGGCUGUUGGGUGUAUAAUAGCUGCGACAGGCACUGCAGGCAUUCAUGCAGGUUGCAGCUCCUACAGAGUCGCUGUAGCGUCGCUUUUUCCUCCAAGAGCAUGGUUCACUUGUAUGGGCCCGUCCCUUGAGAACAUGGAUGAGAAGACUGCAAGCCAAGUCACUGAGCCAAACGGGGCUGUGAGCUUGAGUCCCAAUGGUGGCGACUCAUUGGUACAGUGUAGCGGUUUGGGUUGUAAUCUGAACCUCAACAUACCUGGGAGUAAGCGCCAUUGAAUUUGGACUGGAAUUGUACCGUUAGACAGAAUCCCCUUGUUCAAUUUUCACCUUUGUCAGAUAUCCUUAGGGCAAAACCACUGUUAUCUCAGGAGUAGGUAAGAGUUAUAAUAUGAUGAUGGGACAGUGCUGCCUUGUGAUGGAAUUAGACAAAGAGGAUAUAGUCAUGAUGGCAUUAUUUGAGUGAGAAAGGACCCUUCUUCUUCUUCUUCUUCUUCUUCUUUUCUUCUUUGGUGAUCACUCGUAGCCGAGUAAGAUUGUCUUCCAUAAACACAGUUUUAACAAUGAGUCCAUAAGUAACUGUAGAGGCCAAUUCUGGACCCACACGUCCUUCCACAGUGGGGAUAUUGGUUCCCAGGUGGGAGUUGAUCACAGUGUGGAUUUGCCAGGCGUGCCUUCCUCUUAGCACAUUUCUCCCUUGCGUUCUGAGUUCGAGUAUCUUCAAAGUCCAUGACACCUUUGGUAAAGGCUGUUCUCCAACUGGAGCGCUCGCAGGUCAGUGUUUCCCAGUUGUCGGUGUUUAUACUACAUUUUUAAAGAUUUGCCUUGAGACAGUCUUUAAACCUCUUUUGUUGACCACCAGCAUUAUGCUUUCCAUUUUUAAGUUCGGAAUAGAGUAGUUGCUUUAGAAGACGAUCAUCAGGCAUCCACACAACAUGACCAGUCCAAUGAAGUUGAUGUUGAAGAAUCAUUGCUUCAGCACUGGUGAUCUUUGCUUUAUCCAGUACACUGAUCAUCACCUUGUCGUGGUGAGUGGGCUUGCAUGUUCCUACGACCCUUGAGAAGGACCAUAGCUCAGUAGUAGAGCAUCUGCCUUGCAUGCAGAACAUCCCAGGUUCAAUCCCUGGCACCUCCAGGUAGGACUGGGAAUAUCUACUGCCUGGAGAGACACUGGCAAUCAGUGUGGAUAAUACUGAAUUAGAUGGGUCAGAAGUCCGACUCAGCAUAUGGCAGCUUCCUAGAUUACCUCCAGGAUCAGAAUCGGCAUGCAUCUGAAUGCCAGUCACUUGGAACAACAACCAGAGAGGGAUAUUGUCCUUGCAUCCUACUUGUGGGCUUCCCAGAGGAAUCUGGUUUGAUCCUGUGUGAAGCAGCUUGCUGGAUUGGAUUGUCCUUUGAGUCUGAUCCACCAUGGCUCUUCUAAUGGUUACCUUGUUGCAAGUGGCUCCACCACCACCCCCUUUCAAAUCAUUGGCUGUGGCUGCUGGCAGGGUCAGUGAAAUUUGCAGUGUAAUGAUAUUACGUCAUCAGGUAAGUGCUGUUAGAUGUAACGGUGAGUGCGGAGAGGUUUCAGCAGCAUCAUGGACAAUAUAGGGCUCCCAUCUCAGUCCCAUCAUUUGUAGUGUGAGAAGAAUAAUACUUGCCUUCCUUGCAAAGUUUUUUUGAGGACUACUCAAGGCACUUCAAAUGUGUUGCAAAAUGCUAAGUAUUAUUUUCACUGAUUAUCAUAAUAAUGCUGUAUCAUUUCAGUCACUAAGCAGUCUCUCUUUAAGAUUCUCUCCUUCUUUUAAUGCCUGCUACAAGCUCCUUCUCUUUUCUUUGGGCUCUUCACAGACGGUGAAAUCAGAAGGAAACCAAGAUAUGGCGCCACUAAUUCACUGGUACCGAAUAAUCAGCAGGAGGCCGGAGAUCAAACCUACUUGGAUGAAAAGAUUGCCAUUCCAGAUGUUGCUGGAGUAAGUGGAGUUGGAGAGGGAAUUUGACUUUGUUUGUAUUUUAAUGAGAAAUGUCCCAAUUUUCAUGCAAACCGAAACACAGUCACCCCUUUUAAAUUCACACUUCUAAUUUCUCCAGCCAACAUGUACAAACAUGAAUAUAUUAGGCGGAAGUAUGUACAGAAUGCAUAUAUUAGUGAAAAUAACAUACACAAAUGCAUUCUAUGGGGGAAAUGGCUUGCAGAAAUGUGUGUAUUAGUCAAAACUGCAUGCAAAAUGUGUGUUUAUUAGGUGAAAUUCGCAUUAAAGUGCUGGUGAAUUUUCAUGAAGAUUUUAAAAAACAGCGCCUUCCCCCCACUGGAAAUUUCUGGGGAAAUGUGGACAGCUGAAUUUAAGACUGGAAAAAUCAGGAGCUAAGGGAAGCUGAAACUGAGAGAUUCAUCCAUCCUGACGAGUGGAGUAAAUCAUUGGUCAGAUGGUUAACACAUGGCUCGUUCUCUUGGGAUUGGACUGUUGGCCUGUUAUGGGGAACUGAGAGCGAUAGAUGGAUCCUUUUAAUAAAUAUCAAUGCCGUGUAAAAUGGUCUGGUGCAGUGGUUUUCAACCAGUGUGCUAUGGCACCCUGGGGUGCCUUGAAUGAUGGUUAGGGGUGCAGCAGACAACACUGACCUCUGUCCCUCUUUCCUUCCCUCCCUUCCUCUGAUGCCCUCUUGCAUCUCUGCCUCCCAAAGGCUUGUGCAGCUGUUUGUUGCAGCAGCCUUGGCUACAAACUCCGCAGGCAAAUGGUGCCUCUGGGGCUGGUCAGGGGGCACUAGUUGCCAGGAGCAGAGGCAGCCUCAAAGCAAGCAAGCAGGCAGGCAGGCAAGCAGGCAAGGGAGCCCAGCCAGCCAGUCCACCAGCCCUUGCUGUUGGGAAUGGACACACAAGUCCCAGGCCCCUGUGGGGCAGUGUGAGAAGACACCCCUCUCUUUGGGGCCGGGGGGGGCAGCUCAGAGACCGGGGGGUGGUGGCGGCGACUGCCUAGAGGACUCCCAAGAAGAGAAGAGGAGGCUGAGGGAACACUCCAGAAGGGAGGGUGUUCAAAAAAGGUUGAGAGCCUGUCAGCUCUGCAGGCAAGGGGUGACAUAACUGGGCACCUGAGCCCCACAGGGGUGCCGCAGAAAAAAUCUAGCUAGUCAAAGGAGCUGUGGACUCAAAAUGGUUGAAAACCUCUGGUCUAGUGUGUUCAUGUGGAGUGUGGGUGUCCCUGUGAGUUCAUUGGCCUGUUCCAUGCAGACAGCACCAGCAGAGUUUCAAGGGAUCCUGUGAGCAUCUCUAUUGCUUUCCUGCCAUUUUGUAUUUUCUGUGAUGUGGUUUCCUCCUUCUGGGCAGAGCACACAUUGGAGACAGUGGACAUUCAGCUGGCAAGGUAUCUCCAGUCCCAGCAUAAUGUGGAUAUAGUAUAGUGGAAGUUUGCUUUGCCCAUCAUCUGAAGUCGGUAUACUCUUCCACUCCAGUGCUGGAGAAUGCAUCUUCCAUGAUGAUUUUUUUAAAAGCAUGGUAAAUGGCUAUUCCCCUGCUGUAAGGCUACUCUCCUUCCAUGGUGGGGGAAGAGGAUAGAGGGCUACUGGAAUUGAAUGAAUUGCUGAAGGAAUAGAAAGAGGAGUCAUUAUCUGGGGUGAACAGUAGGACAUUUCAGUUCCUUUCUCACACUGAGGAAGUGGUUUUGCAACAAGUUUUUAGUUCCAAUGUAAUCACGUGUUUUCUGUGACAUACAAGGGUCAAGCAAGACAGAAUUUCUGUGACGUUAUCAGCCAGCUCCCCUAAGAGUGAUUGUUCAGCAGGAAAGUGUGUGGCGUUGCAACCUUACAGCUCAAUUGUGCAAUCAUCACAGAUGAACUAUGGCACCCAAUUCUGCAUAUUAUUGCAGCCAUUACCAUGCAAUCCUUUGCAUCUUCACUCAGAAGUAAGUCCCAUUAAGUUUCCUCCUCAAUGGGGUUUACUCCUCGGAAAGAGGCUACAAGAUUGCAGCCUCAAUUACCCAACCUUAAUUCAGCCUCAUUUAACAGGUUGUCUGAGAAGAACAGAGCUUCCAUAUUUACAAAAACUAAACAGGAAUGCUGAGUACAGCUUGUUCAAAAAUGUUACUUUCAGUAAGAAUUGUGUCGAUUUUAUAUAUUUGCACCAUAGAAUAUAUUAUUAUUUGUUUAUCUUACCUCCAGGUUUUGCUUUCUAACUUUCUUUAUAAAUGUCUGAUUAAUUUACUUUAAAAAAAAAAAGCAUGCUCAGAGGUCUGGGCUCAUGUUGGCUCAGAGCAUGGUCCAUGUGUGCCCCUUGUGCCCCCCUACCAGUGGCCCUGCCCUACUCUGGCUGGUUGAAAGCAAUGGUGUCUAUGGUACUUGCUCUCCUAAACUGUGUGAAAAAUAGCAGCAUUCAGAGCAGCUGCCCCUAAAUAAAGACCUGAUACAGAAUGAAGUGCAAAGUGUGAAUCAGUGUAGUAGAGCUAAGGUGACCUCCAAUCUCUCUCUCUUCUCUCCUGUCCCUUUUCAUUGACUCUGCUACACCUUUUCCUCCCCAGUAUGGUUUCAGUUUUAGGAAGCUCUGGGCAUUCACCGGGCCUGGCUUCCUCAUGAGCAUUGCCUUCCUGGACCCAGGAAACAUUGAAUCAGAUCUGCAGUGUGGAGCUGUUGCCGGCUUUCAGGUGAGCACAGGAGAGAACAGGCAUUUGUUGUAGGGUGUGCCUGGACAAUAUAAGGCCCUUGGGCUUCACACACUCCUCUCCUUGUCUUCUUGGGGUUCUACUGGGACAAUUCUCAGUGUUUGCAGCCUUUUCCCACCCCAUUUUAGGAACAUCAUCGCUCAGCCAAGCCCAACACAAGAGUGGGGGUGGGAUAGGACCUGCACUGCUGCAAUCUGCAAUGGUCCUCUUCUUGGUUCAGCAGGGGUUAGUAGAGUUGGCACUAUUCCAUCCAUCCGAUGCUGCAUGGCCAACUAGCAUCUGAGUAUUAUGCACCACUGAAUUAUAAGCCUGAGGCUAAGCAAAAGCUUUGAGGUUGGGCUUGUGCUCUUGCUGCAUUGCUGCAGAAGCCCCCGAAUACCUAGUGACGCCAUGUACCCUUGCACCCUGCACAGCUGCUCUGGGUUCUGCUCUGGUCCACAAUCCUGGGCUUGCUCUGCCAAAGACUGGCCAUCCGGCUCGGGGUCGUUACAGGCAAAGAUUUGGGAGAGAUAUGCCAUUUCUACUAUCCCAAGGUGAGUAUGAAUGGAGAAUCAGGCUGUGAACUGCAUGAUUAGGUACUAAACACUGGCUGCGGCAUCCCCCUUUCCUGUGAGUUGGUGGAAGGGACUCUGGUCUGCCAUGCCACUGUCGUUAGAGGCAUAACUAAAUAUCCUCCAUUUCUCUGAUUACCUCAAAGUCAAGAAUGAAUGAAUGAAUGAAUGAAUGAUCUUGUAUGAAUUAGCCAGCUAGGAAAGGAGGGCUUUGUGAAUUGAACCAAGCAGUCCAGUCAUUUCUCAAUCUGAACGUGGAAUCAUCUUUACCUCUAUCUGAAGGCAUACUCUGAUUGAGGACUGUCUGACUGUAAAGAUGCCCAUUUCUGCACUGAAAAGGGUUGAACAAGUGGUACGAUAUCGAGCGGUGUACAUGCCACAUGUGAAGCUUCUGGAGUUGUGAUCAUUGUUAGAGGCAUAGGGAGCUUCUGCUUAAACCUCGCCAUAGAGCAGUUUUGGGGUACCAGCUCCUGUCCAUGUUGUAUCUGACAGACUCCCAUUCUGUUUGGUGCAGGUUCCUCGUGUGCUGCUCUGGAUCAUGAUAGAAAUUGCCAUCAUUGGCUCUGACAUGCAGGAAGUGAUAGGCACAGCCAUUGCCUUCAACCUUCUGUCAGCUGGACGGUAAGUUCCCCAUUCUUCUGCAGCCACGUGUGAGUGGGCAGGUCUCCAAGAUGUUGCUGACCAUUUUUGCACCACAACCAUAUUACAUUGGGUUAAGCAAUUAGAUUCCUCAGACUAGAUGAUGCUGGCAGAUAUUGAAAUACAACACAAUGACAGCAGUUUUGACUUUUCUCUUAUUCUUUUUACAUCAGGUAUAAUCUUUCCCCAGUUAAUAGUGAACAAGCUCCCUCAUAAACUGGUUGGGAUAAGGUACUAAUACUGCAGAUGCCUGCUUCCUCUAACUGAUUAUUAGAUGUCUCCCUGAGUCGCUAAAGGAAAAUUAUAGAAACAAGGGUUCCUAUAAAGCAAGGUUUCCCAAACUUGGGUCUCCAGCUGUUUUUGGACUACAUUUCCCAUCACCUCUGACCACUGGUCUUGCUAGCUAGGGAUGAUGGGAGUUGUAGUCCAAAACCAGCUGGAGACCCACGUCUGAGAAACCCUGCCGUAAAGCUAUAGUGACCUUGAAUAAGGGAUAAUCCUUGGGGGAAAGAAAACAACUCAGUGAAACAGUUCAUGCUCUACAUAUGAAAAGUCCCGGGUUUGACCACUGGCAUCACCAAGGCUUCUUUCAGAGAGCCAGUGGCAGUCAGUGCAGACCAGCCUUUCCCAACAUGGUACCCUACAGAUGUUUUGGACUACAAAUCCCAUCAACCCCAGAUGACAUGACUAAAGCUUAGGAAUGAUGGGAGAUGUAGUUCAAAACACCAGGGAGAGCAGCAAGUCAAAGGCUUGUGUAGACAAUACAGAGCUAGGUGGAUCAGCAAUCUGGUUCCACAGCCUCCUAUAAUCUCUUAAAUGUAAGAAUUUACUACAGGAAGCCUAGAAGCUUUUCUCCGCUCUUGGGAUAACUUGGUAAGGUUGCCAUCUCUUUUCUCGCAAAGCAGAACCUUUUAACAGAUGUACAUCUAUUAGAUUUCUGCCCAUUGUAGAACUACUAACAAGUAGAAGAGGCCCAUCAGAGAAGAAAUGAAUUGGUAACCCAUAGUCUGCCCCGCCCCCCCCCCCCAAAGCACAGGUCUCCUCUUCCCUUCAGACAGAGAUAUUGCUUGUGGCAGCAAGAUGUUGAGUAGUCAUUGUGCCCUAAGAAGCUAACUGUGUUCAGGGGGAAGAGGGCGUAGUGUCCUCUCUCCCUCUAUCAGGUUGGUAACUUCUGGUUUUCCUUUGCAGUAUCCCUUUGUGGGGUGGAGUCUUGAUCACCAUUGUGGACACUUUCUUUUUCCUCUUCUUAGAUAAAUAUGGUAUGUAUCCUGUACAGGGGGAAAUAGUUGAAUGUGUGACUCAGUCAGCUAGUGAAGUGUUUCAAAGGUUACAAGGGGAUUUCUUGAGGAAAUGUGCUUGUUGCAUAACAAAGAGCACUCAAGCUAAAAGUUAAUGAUUUCUGAAGCAGGUUUGAAUCCCAACACCUCCCCUAAUGAGCUUGCUUUGGCCUCUUCUGUUCCUUCCCAGGUCUCAGAAAGCUGGAAGCCUUUUUUGGUCUUCUCAUCACAAUCAUGGCACUGACAUUUGGCUAUGAGGUAAGCCCACACAUCCCCAGGCUCCACUGCAAACAAUGCCUUCAUCCACUCUCCUCCAUUCUGGCCAGGGCCUGACCCUUUAGAUCUGAGAAGAGCACUGUCAGGUCACCUCAGGGGUCCAUCUAACCCUCCCCAAACUGUUGCCCUCAAGAUAUUUUGAACUGCAGCUCCCAUCAGUCCCAGCUACCAAGGCUAUAUUGGCUAGGGCUGAUGGGAGUUGUAGUCCAGAACAUCUCAAGGCUGAUCUAAUUGGUGGUUUUGAAAAACUGGAUUCCUCCAGGAAGCUCAUAAGAACAAUAUGAAGGCAGCAACACACCCACACACUGCAGCCAAUAUUAUUUGUCCACAGUGUUUGGUAUUCUGAGGUACUCUAGUGUUGUCUCUGAAUGCAGAGGUUCCAAUUACCUGUCAUGGCUACACAAACAUUUACAUAGUUAGACUCUACGGAUUUGUCGAGUGCUAUUUUUCUAGAAAAAGAGUUACCAGAAUGCAAAUGAACACAAUGGCGUCCACCUUAGAGUUCCAGCUGGAAAGAAGAUUUGUUUAAUAGUUUUUUUAAAAAUCAAUCCAGGGUAAUGAACACAUCAACAAUGAGUAGCAAUGAAUACCUAAGUUAAUAGUACACUCAAACUACAAGUGUUGGAAAAGAUUUUUGUGUGUACUCCGAUAUCAUAGCAUUCAAACAGUGGAGCUAAGUUAAAACUGAGCAUGUUUACCUGGACUUUGCUCCGCAUUCAAAAGGGAUUUUCCCAGGAACCUUUACAUGGCUCUACCCCCUCCUGUUCCUUGAGUGACUCCCAUUUUAAACAUGCAAGAAUUACAGGCUGGAGUGUAAAAGGAAACCUAACCCCAUUGCAAAUAGGGAUGAGAGGGUGAGAUUUUCACACUUCCCGAAAUAAUACACAAUCUGAAAUAUAGUACACUGAUCCCAGGAAAUUCGCACUUCUCUGAAUUUUGCGGUGCCAUUCUGCAACAAAACAAUUACUUAUAACAAUGGGUGAAAAUGUGCAUACAGAAUGCAUAUGUUAGUGAAAAUGAGCUACAAAAAUAUACUGGGUGAAAUUGCUUGCAAAAUUAAGUAUAUUGUGCAAAAUUACAAAUAAAAAUUAGGAGAAGUGUACACCAAAACGCUGAUAAAUCUUCAUGAUGAACUUUAAAAAUAAUAAUUGCAAAUUGGUGCAGAAAUGUGGUGAAAUAAACAAGGCUGGGAAACAGAGAAAAACUGAGAGUGACAGAUUUGCCCCACUCCUCAUCAACCUUGCUGUUUCAGCUUUGCAAACUGCCUUCAGAGCGCGCGGCCUGACCCUUCCUUCCUUUUCCCUUCUGCAGUAUGUGGUAGUGCGUCCUGACCAGGGAAAGGUGAUGAAGGGGAUGUUUCUCCCCAUUUGCAAGGGCUGUGGACACAACGAACUUCUACAGGCCGUGGGACUGGUUGGAGCCAUCAUCAUGCCCCAUAACAUCUACUUGCACUCUUCCCUCGUGAAGGUCAGUCGUAGGAAACUCCUAGUCUUGGAUAAGAAGGUUUCUUGGCUGUCUUCAGACCUGUCUUCCCAUUCAUUCAUGGGGGAGGCAUGUGCGCAGUCUCAACAAACAUGUACUCCCAAACUCACAACAAUGAUUACAAAUGCAGAAGAAGGGAGACCUUGCAGGGAAGAAUUGACAAAUGAGAAGGGAAAGUGGCCAGUCCUUCCCUUGGUCACCCAUUCUUCCCUUGAAGGGCCUUCUGGUGGUUCCCUCACUGCGAGAAGUGAAGUUACAGGGAACCAGGCAGAGGGCCUUCUUGCCAGUGGCACCCUCUCUGUGGAAUGACCUCCAAGCAGAUGCCAAGGAGAUAAAGAACUAUAUAAGUUUUAGAAGGCAUCUGAAAGCAGCUCUGUAUUGGUGUUUUUGGUGUUUGAUGUUUGAUUAUGUUUUUAUGUGUGUUGAAAGGUACACAGAGUAGCUGGGGUGACCCAGCCAGAUGGGCGAGGUAUAAAUAACAAUGUUGCUGUUGCGGUUGUUGCUGCUGUUAAGGCUGUCCCUUCAUCUAAUUUUACUUGUAAUUUGGUGCUUUUGCUGGGGGGAAAGGCUAAAUAUUACUAUCUGUAAAGGAACAUUUGCAAGGAAGAAUCAGUUGGUGGAGAAAAGAUUAACCCCCCCCCCUUAACGUAUAUGGAACUAGGUAAGAGAGUGGGGUAGCUGACAGAAAGUGUAACUCCACAACACAGAGCAAAAGCACAGAUUGAGAGGAUCUGACUCAGCAAACAGCGCAUAGACAUGGAGCAUGAGGAAGUCCAUUUACUUGUUUCAUAAAACACACUGUUAUAAGUGGUUGCAAACACUAUUUCUAACAUGGUGGCAGAGGUUUAGAAGUGGAUCCUGGCUGAAGCAGUGCAGCACAAACAAAUAAAACUGCAAGGACAUUUGCGUCCCACUGGCCAAAGCUACUACAGUGGUACCUCAGGUUACAUACGCUUCAGGUUACAGAUGCUUCAGGUUACAGACUCUGCUAACCCAGAAAUAGUGCUUCAGGUUAAGAACUUUGCUUCAGGAUGAGAACAGAAAUCGUGCUCCGGCGGCACGGCGGCAGCAGGAGGCCCCAUAGGCUAAAGUGGUGCUUCAGGUUAAGAACAGUUUCAGGUUAAGUACGGACCUCCGGAACGAAUUAAGUACUUAACCCGAGGUACCACUGUAAUCUAUCCCAGCCAUGGAAGCACAGGAGAGAAGAGUCUGAACUGUAUCAACAUCUUGCAUUAGAAAGAAAGGGAGGGAAGGAAAAAAAUUCUGUACAGACCUGCUGAUCCUACCCUGCAAAUGCCCCUCCAAUUAACUAUGGAAGGGCUAUUGCGGAAGAGCAUCUUCCCAGAUAAGGUUGGGAAAAGCUCCUGCCAGAAAUCCUGUAGAGCUGCUGCCAGUCAGUGUGGACAGUACUGAGCUAGAUGGAACAAUGGUCUGACAAAGGCAGCUGGCUAUGUUUCUAAGCAUGAGAUUGGAAUCCUGUGUUUUCCUUGGAACAUGUAGUACCUUAAUUAGGUUUUGGUUUGUUUUUUUUAAAUAAUACUUUAGGGAUGGUUUAUUCCAUUUCUUCUGUGUUGGAAUAAAUAAUGGGCAAUAUUUUUAACCAGAACAAGCAAACAGUUGUUUCGAAAGCACCUUGCCUCCGCUGAAGGGAGGUCUUGAAUGUUGCCCAAUGAGGGAAUUUUGAGCCAGCCCAUAAUAAUGGAAAGGGGAAAAUAAAUGCCAUCUGAAGGGAGGGUUCUCCUUAUUUCUCUUAUUAAGGUGAGCUCACAGCCUGAGGUUAUAUGAUAGGAAUUUAGGAAAAACCGACUUCCGGGUUGGCGCCUCCUGCAAUGGCGGAGCUCCUCCAUUCGGGAGGAACUUGCUCCGUGAAAAACAGGGUCUGACCGCCACGGCGAAGGUGGAGACCCAUUGAAAUCACAAGCGGGAGAAGCUUGUGAACCUGGGAUUCGGCUGGCACCUUUUGCGCCUCCCCUACUCGCGGGGAAACCCUGUUUGGGGGAUCCGAAGCGACGUGCGGUGAGUGGCGCGGUGCUUUGAAUCGACUGCUUCUUUCACGGAGUGAAGCUGCAUUGCUGUUGCUGGAGAGCGCUGACUUUUUCCUGUGGACAAUUGGAUUUUAAACAACUACCCGUGAGUAGAAUGGAAAAUUGGACUUUUAAAUACCUUAAUUUGGCACUGAAGCGGGAAGGUCAUAAACAGGAAGUCCGCCUUCCGUUUUUGUAAAUAGACUGAAGCAAAGACGUUACAAGUUAAAGUCUUUGAAAGCUUUUGGCAAAGGAUUAAAUUUCCAUCGGUUUAAAAUACAAAACCCCCCUUGGAAGCAGGAGAAGAGGGGGAAAUUUUGGACCUAGUGAGCCUGCAGGAGAGAGUGAAAAAUCAAAUUACCACUGCUCUGAACCUGGGAACGGGCUGCCAGAUGACGUUUGGAGAGAGUGCAUUGACAGAACGGAUUUGACAGCUAGCUAAAUAAGAGUAAGAUACUGUUUCCAUUGUCCUCCUCUGCAUUUAAAAAAGAGGAAAAGUAACUGAAAAUCAAAACUAUCUUUAAUGCUUGAGUUGUGCCUGAAAGAACUGAUACAAGUGGAGACUGUUUCCCUCUAGAGGGAGCUUUUGAAACUGUUACAGGAGUGUAACUGGGGGAUUUCCAGCUGCAGAUAAGGAUUCUGAGAACCAGAGAUUGACCUUGGACCAUUUAAAAAUGUUGACAGGAGAGGCCAUUGUGACUGUUUUAUGUAAGAUAAGCUGUUCGCUGGGACAGCUUCACAAGAAGAUGGAUGACAUGACUUUUAAAGUUGAUAAUUUGGAACAGAAAGUGACUAAUUUGAGUCAAAAGCGAACACCAACACAGAAAUAAUUCAGGACUUGGUACAGGAAUCCAUUUUGGCAGGACAAAUGGUGGAGGAGAAGGAGGAGAAGGAGAAAGCUGCUGUUGCUGAACAUAAAGUAAUACAAGCAGGAUCCGUGGCUUUACAGAAGCAAAUUGAGGACUAUAAGUUGAGGCCUUUUAUGAUUGAAUCUAGGAAAAGUCAGACUUUGAGGAAUGGAUCCCGGCUUGGAUUAAAGAAGGAAAGUUGGAAAGAUCCCUCUAUGCAGGGAUUAACUGACUUUUGGGGCAUGGACUCGGGCCUGGAGGAGAUUGAAGUUUUGGGGGCCUUUGGAUUUGGAGGAAUCUUGAAAUAUGCCCUGAAAUACUUUAUGGACUGUAGCCUCAACUAUGGAAACUUGGCUGAUCUGUUCAGAAGGAAGAAAAGGAUUGACAGGUUGGAGUUUCCCCGAGAUUUGCUCUUUAGCAUUAAAGAAAAUGAAGAAGACCUGCAGAAGGGACUUGGAAAAGAGUUAAGAGCCUUGGACAUAAGAUCACCAGGUUGAUGGACUUUAUGGAGUUGACGGAAAGGACUGGCAGAAUCCGAAACCAGGGAGAGGAGAUGGUGGAAGAAGAUUAGAAAAUUUAAAGUUUAUAUAUAGACAUAUGGUAAAACUAAUGAGUGAUAGAAAAAUGGUGGAAUGUUUUUUAUGGGCUUAGCAGAAAUGUUAUAAGGAGUUAAGCAUAUAUAAGUAUUUUAGUUUUAAUGGAAAAUAAGGUUAAAAAAUACGUUAUUUACAAUAUGAUAGAAAAUGGAGAAAGAUGGAAAGGAUUUGCUGAAACAAUUAAUAGAAGUGGAAUACAAAAAGGGAGGUGAGAGGAGGUCGAGGAAACAAGGGAAUGAAAGAUAGAGUACGGAAAGGGAUGAUGUAUGUUUUUAAAUUGUUUUUGUUUUGUUUUAUUUAGGGUUAAGGUUAGGGAGUGGGGUUUGUUUAGUUUAGUUUAAUGUGUUUAGUUUUGAGUUUAGGUUGUGUUUUGCAUUGUUUAUAUACUGUACUGUAUUGUUUUUUUGUUUUUUUUCCUUUUUGCUUUUCUCCUUUGUCUUUUUUUCUGUUUUUCUUUUCCCUUUUUGUAAUCUAUAAAAGUAAUAAAUAUUAUUUUAUAUAUAUAUAUAUAUAUAUAUAUAUAUAUAUAUAUAUAUAUGAUAGGAAUUUAGGAAAAGCCAUCCAUGCAGCCACAAGAACAGCCCCAGCCACAAUGUUUCCUGGCUCCAGUACCUUUGGGAGUGGGGGGUUAAGGAGUACUCAUGUGAUAGAGCUAUGAGACACUGUCUGCUUUCUCCACAGACCCGAGACAUUGACCGCGCUGACAAAAAGGCAGUGAAGGAGGCCAACAUGUACUUUCUGGUUGAGUCGACCAUUGCUCUCUUCGUUUCCUUCCUCAUAAACCUCUUCGUUAUGUCUGUGUUUGGAGAGGCCUUCUUUCGUAAACAGAACCAUGAUGUGGUGAGUGACAUAGCGUUGCGUUGCCCCCAGGCCCUGCUCACUUGAGAGUGGUUGGGACUUAAGGUCCCAUAGUUCCUCCGCUAUCACUUCAGAGUUCUUAUUUCACUACAUUACCCAUGAGUGGAUGGCGUGUGGUUGGAAAGGAAGAGUGAUGUUUCUCUUUAGCCAGUCAGGGAUUGGCCAACUUCUUCCUCUUUGCUCAUUCCAUCAAACUUCCAAGGGUGGAGCUGACUUUCUUAGCAGUGAUACUACUAGGACAACAAAUUAGGGCAGCAGUGGGGAACCUCUGAGCUGCAGACUGAACAAGGCUUGGCACAGGUCCCAAAUUAGCCUGAGAGGCUAUUCCACAAAAACCACAGCUGCCUAGUGUCAUGUGUGGGGCAGGUACAGACAAAGCUGCAAAGGAACUUAAGUGGAGUUUUUGAUUGUUCCUUUGCACGUGGGAGUCCCUGUCAAUGCUAGGAAGCAACUGCACUAAUCAGUUUCCCAUUGGAAACUUCUUAGGGCAACCAAAGGGGGUUGCUUUCUCCAUUUGGAGGAAACAGAUGAGGUCUGUAAAAGGGUAGGAAUGCCCCAUUUGGACUGCCACUCUUCCCCUAAUUGAGGCAGUGGCCUUGUGGCCCAGCUAGUCUCAUUCAUGAGUGCCUGUGAGUACCGCAGUGCAAAAUGAAUACUGUCACUAAAAAUGAUGUGUGCCUUUAUUUUAAGGGAUAUACACUUUGUAUUACAUGCAGCAUAGGCCUAGUGUUUUCCCCUUGUGGACUUUUGAUUUGGAAACUCCUGCUAUGAACCAGCUGGAAUUAUUCUUCCAGAGUUAAGAAACCUCCCGGUUUAUGUCUCUGAGUUGUCAUCUGCUCUGGGGCAGUGCAUUCAUUCAAGAAAGAGGGGAAUAGCUUUGAAUAAAGAGGGACAGGACCCAAGUGUUUAGCUGUUUAAGGCAUAUUUGGCUGCAUAUACACCAUAUAUUUAAAGCACAUUCCUCCCAAAGAAUCCUGGGAACUGUCAUUUACCCCGCAGAGUUAAAAUUAACAGUACACGUAACAAACUACACUUCCCAUUAUUGGUCUUUCAGGGGAGAGAUGUGCUUUAAACUUAUGGUGUAUAUGCAGCCAUUCCUGGUGGCUGUGCUCUGAGGCAUUCUUCCUUGUAGACUUGUCUCUAUGGGCCAUCAGCGCGUGGAAAUAUUUUGCCCUGACCUUCUAGUGCAAAGGAUGUGACCUUUCUGAGGCCCCAAUGGAUGUCCUUUAAAAAAUUAUCUUCAUUUUAUUCCGCCCAUGUAUGACAGCAUGAAAUCUGUUCCAAUGCCAGCAUUUUCGCCAAUGGCAGCCUCUUCCCAAACUUUCCUGACAACAAUGAAACUGUCUCCGUGGACAUCUUCCAGGGGGUAAGUUUUUGGCGGAAUGAUGCCCAUUUCCCCAGCUUGAAAGAAGUUGAAAGAAGAUUAGCUUGCACAUAAAUAUAGGAAAACAAUGGUGUCUAGCUUUUACGAGUAUCAGUGCUUCACUUAGGGUAGCCACUUACCGCCAUCCCAAAACAAGAAGGCAAACCAAUGUGCAUCAGAUUUGCACAUGCUAUUUAAUAUAUGUAGGUCCCAAUGCAGAAAUAAUUACUAUAAUUUAGAUGGAAAUAUGAUGCAUAUCACUGCAGUGGGGAAGACUGGCUGGGUAACCUGUGCAUCUGCCCAGUCUGUCGUUUGGCUGCUAAGUAUGGAUGAGCUGCUUCUAGGCCCCCUUUGCUGCUCUCCCAUCUCAGCGUUCUUUACUGCACUUUAAACUGGACUUGGACUGGGCAGCCCUUCAGACAGAGAACACCUUCCCAAAACAAAAUGAACUGUCUUCCAAAUAAAGAACGGUACUCUGUAAUGUAGGACACCUGGUCACCCUGGCUUAACUAUCUGCAUCCCAUUUAUCUGUGUCUUUUCCUGCCCAGGGACUCAUCCUGGGAUGCUACUUUGGCUCCAUUGCUCUCUACAUUUGGGCCAUUGGGAUCCUUGCCGCAGGCCAAAGUUCAACCAUGACAGGGACAUACGCCGGGCAGUUUGUGAUGGAGGUGAGAAACUAUGUGGGGCUGUCUUCUGUGGGGCUGGUUAAUCCUGAUUUUGAUAGAACCUUGCAGGCAAGUUCAAAGGUGUGGCUCUGCUACGUGCUGCUCAAACGGAAAAAAACGGUUGUCGAUAUUAUUGUGGCGUGUGCUGAAAAAGAAAAGCAAUAGUUAUUGUUAGUAUUAUUCGUGUUGUUAUUAGGAUGGUGAUGUGAUGCAAUCCUACAGCCAACAUUUGGCUCACUUGGAAGCAGGGCUCCAGGAAGCAGUGUGAAUGCUGCUUCCCUCAUUUGGGGGGGGUAGCUUAAAGUCUCAUCUGAUUGGCAGCACUGAAAAGCACCUGAAGUCCUGAUGGUCAUCACCUGAUGUCAUAGCGGCACCAGUUGAUUGACAGGUGGGCAACCUUGCUCAACUGUCAAAUUUGGCAUGUGGGGGCUGGGGUGAGGAUCUUGCUUGCUGGGCUUAGAGCAACAUGAGUAUUAGGCUGCAGUGCCACUGCUUAGUCCAAGAAGGUAACAAGCAAUGAUAAAGACAAGACUUCUCUGUGAACGUACAAAGUAACUUUUCCUCACCACGACUGACCACAUCCUGUCAGUACAGUUUGCCUGCAUCUACCUUGUCAGGGGAGCCACUGUUGUGCAGGAUCAAGACCCUCUGCUUGAGCAGCAAAGUUUUGAGCCGUAACUGAUCCGUUUUUUGCUGUUCCACUAUUCACGAAAGGCCAGAAACGCUAUGUUUCCAAAAGGCUUUCUGUAUGAUGGUUAAGAAAAUGUGCCUCUUUUGCAAGGCAGGGCAGGACCUUAUUGCAAAACUGCAGUCUGUAAGUCAAGCCACAGCAGGCUGAAGGCAUAGCUGCAUUUUUAUUGUGAAACAACCCACACUCAUGUGGUAAAUAGGUUGUGGGUCAUGCACUCUACAGUUGUAGUGCUGACAUCUAGCGGGAAGCUGCUCCACCUGCAAGUCUACCCAUAGGAAGAGGCCUCCUGGAUCCGAUGGCUGAGGCUGUUUUGAGGCAGGUGGAUCCUAGAGCUAGCCAGUUAUAGUUUCACAUUCUAAACCACAAGCAGAAGUGCAGUUGACUUCCAGGAGUAUUUCAUUUUUUUCUUUGUGUACACACCGGUGGGUGUGACAUACUUCCUCUCAGUGGGUCAGAACUUGAAUCUGAAGCUCAGCACACAUUUACAAAGAUCCAGUGAUUGCCAUUGGAUGAUCCUCCUUAAUUUUUAAUACCAGUCUCCUAAUUUUUGCCAAGAUGUCAUAAUUUUUAAAUGAAAAAAGUUAUAGUGAUACACAACCAUAAAACAAUUUAUUUAAACAGAAUGUUCCUUAAAAAAAAUAAUCAGCAGCAUUGCAGCAUGAUGGUUAAUGGCAGCGAGCAAAAAGUGUUGUUUUUCAAAAUCAUUUUAAAAAGUGAACAUUGUAGCAUAAGGGUGUUAUAGUGCUACACAUAAAUUUCAUUAUAUAAUGGAAAAGCAUUUUAUUCAUAAUUGAAAUAUAUUUUUAUAUAUAAAAAGGCAGGGUAGUAGAAUGGUAUGCACAGUGUCUGCUGAACUGUGGUAAGUUCACUUUCCUGAUAGAUCAUGGCCUAUUUUAAAAUCCUGUCCUUUAAAAAAUAAUAAUAAUAUGCAAGAGUCAUGUUAAAGGCACUUGUAGACACUGUGCUACUCUCUUUUUUUAAAAGUGUCUUUCUGUGAUCUGAGAAAAGAUGGGAAAACUACAGAGAAAAUGCAUGACAAUGCUUGGAUCACAGUGUUGUGUGGAUGAGUGGACAAAGCAUGGCAAUUCCACACUAAAUGCCUGGACUGGAAGCACCCCUAAGGUCCAUCUAGUCCAGACUUCUGCAUCCGCAAUACCCAACCAGAUGCCUCCAGGAAGCUUACUGCACAAGCAAGGCACAAAGCCAAGGGUCUCUUUGUUCCCCAGGAACUGGUAUUUAGAGGCAUGCUGCUUCUUUUCCAUGGAGGUUUGCCCAUCACGUCCACCAUCAUCUUCAUCUAUCAUGUGACAGUUAAUUUCUCCUACUUAACUGCUCUGGUCCAGCACAAAUGUGUGGUUGCACUAUGGGCAUACCAGACAGAAGUGAGGAAAUGCAUUUCUUCCCUCAACUUAGAAGUUCAGAAAGAUAGCAGUGGGGACCACCUGCUUAAAAAAUAUUAGCCCAUGCUUUCAGAGUGCGGAUGAUUCAGUAUACUAGUAACGUCAAGUUUUACAGUUACUGUUCAGGGGGUACGUUUGUUCAAAGGGAGGUCAUCUUCCCCAGUAGAGAGGCAUGUAGAGACUGGAGUGGUUUUCCCCUUGUUAUUUCCUCAGCUCUUCACCUUUUUCUGGUGACUUAAAUUGGCCGCCAGGUGGCAGCCUUUUUCAAGACCAGUGUGUCAAGCAGAGGGAAGAGGAUCUUGGAUGAAUAGCAUGUGCUUCAAUGGGUGAAGGUGUGUUGACUUCUGUAAACCCAGGAGCUGCUUUUUCCCCUCCCCUCUCAGGGCUUCUUGAAGCUUCGCUGGUCUCGCUUUGCCCGGGUGGUCUUCACUCGCGCCUUCGCUAUCCUUCCCACGGUCUUCGUUGCUGCUUUCAGGAGGAUAGAAGAUUUGACGAGCCUGAAUGACGUUCUCAAUGUGCUGCAGAGCAUCCUGGUGAGAUGUCCGAAACACACACACACUGCAGCGCUCUGUAAGCAGGAGACAUGACCGGCUGAGGAGCCCCAUGUCAAUUGCCCAUACCUCUCUUCCUUACUAGGACUGAAACUGCCAUUAGGCAGUGAGGCAGGGGCCUCAGGAAUCUGCCCUGUGAAACCCCCUCCAUCUCUGUCAUUCUAGAAAUCUAUUAUUUCAUACUGGCCUGUUGAGUAGCUCCUGUGCAUGUAGAAGUGUCACAGGAAAAGGCAAGAUACCUUCAGGUUCCAAGGGCUGGGCUAGUAUGGUAUGGUGGUUGGAAUGUUGGACCAGGACCUGGGAGGCCAGAGUUCGAAUCCCCACUCAGCCAUGAAACUCAUUGGGUGAUUUGGGGGCCUGUCACUGCCUCUCAGCCUAACCUACCUCACAAGGUCGUUGUGGGGAUUAAAUGAGGAGGGAGAGAACCACUUACACCACCUUGGAGAAGAAGCUGGGAUAUUAAUGGAAUAAAAUGAAUAUAGGACCGGCAUGGGUUGGAAAGGAGUAGGAAUGACCAAACAGGCAGCAAACAUUUUUGUGGUCCUCAAGUGAAAAUAAGUGGUUGCAAAAUAAGUGGUGAAGAAAGAACAGACGGCAGUAUUCAUUUUGAAAAUAUGCCUCCACACUCACCCCUGUUUCUCCUUCUGUUCCAGCUACCUUUUGCUGUCAUACCUGUUCUCACCUUCACCAGCAUGCAGCCUCUCAUGCAGGACUUUGUCAAUGGGAUGUAAGUUGCUCCAUAGAGAAGCUCGUUUUGUGAGGAGUUAUUUCCCUAAGGAAGGAUGUGUAUGCUCCCAUUGCCAAUGUUUGAUUUGGAACGUUCUUAGUACAUGCAAUGCACUCUACAAUAUCCAUGACCUGAUUUUGCUGCAUCUGCCACCCAGGGCACUUCCAGACUAAUUUUGGUUGGGAUUCAAUGUCAUACUGGCAAACACAGGUCAGACAGUUAUAAUUGCCUGGAAGGGUCUUGCACAACAAAGCUGCUUCCCCCAAAAGGUAGUUUUUGCAGUAAGGAAAGUGAGGAGCAAACAUACUGGAAAGUGGCAUCAGGACCCUCCCAGGUGUCCUUUUCAUUGUGCAUAGAUGAUGAUUUAUGCUCAUGAUGCUAUCAGGGUGGUCACACAAUCCGGCUUGCAGUCUUAUUUGUGCCUGCAAAUGUUUUGGCACAGUCAUACUACUGCUGCUUCACUCAGUGCCUACUCUGUAACUUUUCGGUGAACUCUCGUAACUUUUCAUAUGAGAAAUGUUCUUCAGAGCAAUGGGGAUCCCUUGGAACCUCUUAGCCCUCUCACAUUUGUGUGCCAGUCCAUCAGCAGUAGUUAUUUAUCUCCCUUUGGAUACCUGUCAGGGAACUGCCAUCGGACGGAAGGGAGGUGAAAGGGCUCACACAGGUUGGGAGAGACGCAGCAGCUGAAGAGGGAAACAACAGGGAGGUGAAAGGGCUCACACAGGUUGGGAGAGACGCAGCAGCUGAAGAAGGAACCAGCAGGGUGAGUGGAGCUGAGCUGGAGGGAUGGCUCAGAGACACUUCCAGCGAAACCAGUGGGGAGGUUUCAGAACCUCCUGUAAGAACACCCACUCCUCGCCGGAAACUGUCACGCAGAGAUUCCAGAAGACGUGUUUCCGUUAAGGAGCUUUUAUGUUGGAAGCGAUUACGAAAGCAACCACUGUCGGAAUCUGCUAGUGACUAGAGCAGCCAUGUCUGAGGGGCUCUGUCACAGACAGAGGUUUGUGGACUUGAACAAACUCUGAGGGAAUACGAUUUUACGCACAAGCAGCUCAUCAUCCCAUCACAGCAUUCCGACAGUCUUUGAAAGCAGCUUGUGCAGGAGAAGGCAUCAUGAGCAACCCAGCCGGAACUGGAGAAGCAGGAGCUGGAGCGGGUCCAAGCCUGGAAGAAAGGUACCAGAUGUUGGAGGUCCAGCUAGCGAUGCAGACGGCGAGGCUGGAGGAGAGGAGGGCUCAGGAUGCAGACAAAGGGGGAAAGCCACCCAGUUCGCCAGAAAGGUACCAGGAUUGGUGCAGAAGUUUGGGGGAGCCCAAAACUAUCAUGGUUUUCGGACAGAAAUGCAAUAUGCCCUCAAUCUGCAGUUUGAUGAAUUCCUGACGAGGAAUCACGAGUGGCUUUCGUGAUUGAGCAUCUUGAAAAGGGGGCGAGAGACUGGGUUAGACCCCUGAUGGCAGCGAAUAGUGACGUCUUAAAGGACACGAUGAAGUUCUUUCGCGCCAUGGAUCUGAUGUUUUCCAGCGAUAUUGAAAAGGGAGUGGUGCGCAGACAGUUAAUGGGUUGCAAACAGGGGAGCCGAUCUGUCCGUGAGUACUGGACUGAGUUCACCAUGCUUGUUCACAGAUUGGGGUGGGACUUAUCGGCGGAACCCAUUCAAAUGCUCUUUGAAGAAGGGCUUUCUUCGGCUGUGAAAGACGAACUUUCCCGGGCGCCCAGGGCGGAGUCUAUGGACCAGCUGACCAAAUCAGCGCUGGCCAUAGGAGCGCGCCAGGAGGCGAGAGCAUUGGAGAGGCGGGAAGGGAAAGGGGAACGUUGGAAGGAGUUCCGCAUUCCAGACAUUCCAGAGCCAACUUUCCCACCGGCAGAGCCGAUGGAAAUCGGAACAGCGCGCGCGCGCGCAGUUUCAAAGCCCAGUGAGGGGGCAAAGAAGGAGGGAAAAGGCGCCCGGAAAUGCUAUCUCUGCCAACAGCCAGGUCACUUUGCCAGAGUCUGCCCCCAGAGGAAAGAAUGGCAAGGGAUGGUAGGAGCUGUGGAUGGAAGAGAGGAAAAAUACCGGAGCAAGUAAAGCCAACGCCUGGCUGCCACUGUCAGGCACAGCAGCCAGGCCAAAGAGCAGUGAGAGUGCCCACGCCAGAACCUCCUAAACCCGCCCUAGUGAUAGAAGUGACGCUAGAGCUGCCAAACGGACACCCUCUAAAGAUAAAGGCGCUGUUGGACUCAGGCAGCUCCUGCAAUUUCAUGAGCAAAGAGUUUGCAGCUGAACACCAGAUACAGACAAUCCUUUUAAGCAGCCCCUGCAGGUUACCACGAUCGAUGGCAGGGAGCUGUUGGGUGGAGAAGUCAGCUUGCAGACCGUCCCAAUGAUAAUGAAGGUAGCAAGGCACACCGAACUGAUAGCUUUUAAUGUGGCCACCUUGGGAGGAGCUCCCAUUAUAUUGGGGAUGAGCUGGCUAGCGUUACAUGAUCCGCUGGUGGGCUGGCAUCAGAGAGUGGUUUCUUUUGGUUCAGCACAUUGCUUAGAACACUGCAAAGAGGGAAAGGGUUUGGCAGGGGUCCAAGCCGCCCUAGCAGGGACUGAAGUAACAGAGAACGUGAAGGUACCACGACAAUAUGCAGAUCUCCGUGACGUCUUCAGCGAAAGGGAAGCUGACCAACUACCCCCGCAUAGACCCUUUGACUGUCAAAUCAACUUACUCCCUGGAGCACAGCUCCCUGUAGGCAAGCUGUACGCCAUGUCAGACAGAGAGAUGCAGGAGUUAAGAGAGUUCAUUGACAAGAACCUGAAGAGAGGGUUCAUCAGAGAGUCCAGGGCGGUGGGGGCAGCCCAGUGUUUUUUGUGGAUAAGAAAAACACGAACAAGCCGAGGCUGGUGUGUGACUUCAGGGCCUUAAAUGCAGUGUCAGAACCAGUAGCCUUCCCUAUGCCCAGGAUUGACGACAUUUUGACAAGGGUGCGGAAGGGAAAGAUUUUCACAAAGCUGGACCUAAGGGGGGCGUACAACCUGGUACGAAUAAGGAAGGGGGAUGAAUGGAAAACCACUAUGUUCACCCCUUUAGGGGCAUUUGAAUAUUUGGUUAUGCCCUUCGGCCUACAAGCAGGCUCCGCAACAUUUCAAUCGUUUAUGAACCACGUCCUGGGGCCUUUGCUUUACAAGAAUUGUGUGGCCUUUUAGACGACGUGUUGGUGUAUUCUGAGAAUGAGGAGCAGCAUGUGAGAGACGUCAGAGAAGUGUUGAGCAGGCUGCAAGCCAACCAGCUGUGGGUGAAACUGGAGAAGUGUCAGUUUCAUACCAAGGAGGUGGAAUUCCUGGGGUAUCGCCUGUCAGACAAGGGAUUGGCCAUGGAUCCCGGCAAGGUCCAGGCGGUACUGGAAUGGAAAACACCCAAAACAAAGAAGGAUGUGCAGAGGUUCCUAGGAUUUGGGAACUUCUAUCGUAAGUUCAUCCGAAACUUUGCCCACCUGACGGCGCCCAUUACGGACUGUCUCAGCAGUAAGAAGAAGUUCGUGUGGACUGAGGAGGCGGAGCGAGCAUUUGAGGAACUAAAAAGGGCCUUCGCCUCGGAACAACAACUCCUGCAUGUGGAUUUACAAAACCGAUGAGAGUGGAAACUGACGCAUCAGACAGAGCGAUUGGGGCGGUGCUUCUGCAGCCAGGCAAGAAGGGGUCAGAGUGGAGACCGUGUGCCUUUUUUUUCGCGAAAGCUGAACAAAUCCGAGAGGAACUACACGGUGUAUGACCGAGAACUACUAGCCGUUUAUGAGGCGUUCCGGAGAUGGAGGCACCUGCUAAUUGGCGCACAACAUAAGGUGCAAGUGUGCACCGACCACAAGAACCUAGAGUAUUGGAGGACGGCACGAGUGCUCAACCAACGGCAAGUGAGAUGGGCCCAGGAGUUCUCCAAAUUUAACUUUGAGAUUAGUUACGUGCCAGGCCCAGAGAACAUUAGGGCGGACGCUCUCUCACGCAAACCUGAAUAUUUGGAGGGGAGGGGCACCCGAAGAGAGACAUGUCAUUCCAGAAAACCGCUGGGUCUGUGGGGCGGCAUUGGUGGGACAAAGAGAACUGGUAGAGGAAACAGAGAAUGAUGAAUACGCCCAGAAUAAGCUCAGAGGUCUUAGGGGUGAUGGAGAGGAACCAGGGGGUUUCGAGGAAAGAAAUGGAGCUUUGUAUUACAAAGGGGCACUGUAUAUCCCUGAAGGAGAGUUAAGGGGGAGGGUACUCAAGCAGUUGCACGACAGCCCUACGGCGGGGCAUUUUGGACAACACAAAACCAUGUGGUUGGUCACCAGGGAAUUUUGGUGGCCUAAGGUGAGGGAAGAUGUACGUGAGUAUGUAAGAGGGUGCGAGCAAUGCCAGCGAGCCAAAGGGGAAAGGCGGGCGCCGGCGGGGCUAUUAGAACCCUUACCAACCCCAGAACGACCUUGGGAGGCAGUGUCGAUAGAUUUUAUGACUGAUCUGCCGAAGUCCAAAGGGAAAACAGCCAUCAUGGUGGUGGUAGACCUACUAACAAAGAUGUGCCACUUUGUAGCUUGCUCGCAUGCAGUCACGGCGGAAGAGACAGCGAAGUUAUUUGUAGAAAACAUUUUUAGGUUGCACGGGGUGCCAUUGAGGGUGGUCUCAGACCGAGGAAAACAAUUUACUUCCAGGUUCUGGAGGAAGCUCAUGAGCUUACUGCAGGUGGAGGUCAAUUUUUCGACUGCCCGGCACCCUGAAACCAACGGGCAGGCGGAAAGAGCAAACGGUGUCCUCCAGCAAUACCUGAGGUGUUAUGUCAAUGACAGAGAGAAUGACUGGGUAGAAAAGUUGGCGCUGGCGGAAUUUGCCUACAACAAUGCCGAGAAUGUGUCCACAGGGAUGAGCCCCUUCUUGGCUAAUUAUGGGUGUCAUCCCAGGGCUUUCCCAGGGGGAGAGGGGGAGAGAUGGAGCGUCCCGGCAGCCGAACAUUUUGUGGAAGAAAUGGAAGCAAUCCAUCGUCAGCUCCAACUCAACUUAGAAAGGGCGAAGGAAGAAUACAAGAGGCAGGCAGACAAGAACCGAAGGGAAGGUGAAACCAUAAGGGUGGGAGAUAGGGUGUGGUUGUCAACCCAAGGGCUGCCGCUCAAAGGAGGUUGUAAGAAAUUAAGACCCAGGAGGUUGGGUCCCUUUGAGGUCAUUCAACAGGUCAACCCAGUGGCUUUCAGGCUCCGGUUACCCAACCACAUGAAACUGCACCCAGUAUUUCACAGGUCGUUACUGUCACCGUACGAAGGGGGACGAGAAGGGCUGGCCACUCCGGGACCGGUCGUAGAAGAAAGAGAAUGCAGCAGCCAUGUGGCUGAAAUUCUCGACGCCAGGUGGAAGGGGGAUCAGGUGGAGUAUUUGGUAGCGUGGGAAGGAGAACCGGAGUCAGAAAACACUUGGGUAAUGGCUGAAGAUAUCAAUGACGAGGUAUUGAUAGAAACGUUCCAUCAAAGGUUCCCAAGGAAACCUCAGCCUGUGGAGAGGUUCCGGAGGGAAUACUUUGGGACCACUGAUGAAGGGGAGGAGUUGGAAGGAUUCCCGGACUCGGAAGGGGAAGGGGAGAUAGACUCUGAGGAGGAGGUGUACUUCGAGACCAGGAACCGCAACAGGUUGAGAGAAGUGUUCGAGACAUCGGAAGAUGAAGGAAGUUCAUUCCGGGUUUUGCCUCCUCACCGCCCGUAGAGGAGGGGGCGAGAGGGGGUGAAGGGGGCCCUGGAGGGGGAGGUGGAUGUCAGGGAACUGCCAUCGGACGGAAGGGAGGUGAAAGGGCUCACACAGGUUGGGAGAGACGCAGCAGCUGAAGAGGGAAACAACAGGGAGGUGAAAGGGCUCACACAGGUUGGGAGAGACGCAGCAGCUGAAGAAGGAACCAGCAGGGGGGGGGGGGUUAGCUGGAGGGAUGGCUCAGAGACACUUCCAGCGAAAACAGUGGGGAGGUUUCAGAACCUCCUGUAAGAACACCCACUCCUCGCCGGAAACUGUCACGCAGAGAUUCCAGAAGACGUGUUUCCGUUAAGGAGCUUUUAUGUUGGAAGCGAUUACGAAAGCAACCACUGUCGGAAUCUGCUAGUGACUAGAGCAGCCAUGUCUGAGGGGCUCUGUCACAGACAGAGGUUUGUGGACUUGAACAAACUCUGAGGGAAUACGAUUUUACGCACAAGCAGCUCAUCAUCCCAUCACAGAUACCAUUUUGAGUGGCCCUUCCUACUGGAAGCUUCUCUUCUAGGAGUCCCCUGCUUGUCCCCUAAAAUCUGACCUGUCGCGGUUAGUAGAUUUAACCAGAGUUUUUGAGUCAGACUCCACAUGGUGGUAGAAGAUGAUGUCAUAAAUUAUUACACAAAUACAGACUUUGGGGGAGGGGGAGGGUUAUAUCCAAAUAAACUGUUGCACGAGUGGAAAGACUUCUGCUAAUGCAGUAGAAUGUCACCUCCCCCACACUGCAGACCCCACCCCCUCUCUGGGGAUUCCCUAACCCCCCAGAGCAGAUUUUGAGGAGGUUGGGAAUAAGAUAGAGGGAAAAUCCCACUGCAUGAUCAGAAGUCAUUGUAUUUUAUUUGUUUGUUUGUUUGUUUAUACAUGCAGAUUUGGAUUCGACCCAAAUUGUCCAUGUUUUGUGAAUGACUUUGAAUACAACUUAUUUGUGGGAAAUGUGGUUUAUAAAUACAUACAUAUAUCUAUACAUACAUACAUGCAUACAUAUAUACUAUAGAAACCUACACAAGCAGAGGGAGGACUGCAACGCUCCUCAUAUUCAUUUAGUUCUUUAAACAGGACCAUCUGCCCCCAGACAAUGAUUGGGGCAGAUGUGGAUGUAAAAAUCUGUGAAUUGACCACCAGGAUUGUUCCAUCUUGAUAGUCAUGAUCUUGAAUAUUCUUCUUCUUUUUUUAACUCCCUCUCCCUCUCUGGUCUUCUUAGCAUUAGCAAGAUCAUUAUGAUCCUCAUCACUGGACUGAUCUGUGCAAUCAACCUGUACUUUGUGGUGACAGCUAUAAUGGGCCUGAAUCAUCUGGCAUACUACAUCGUCAUAUCAUUGGCGCUAGCUGCAUACGUGGCCUUCGUCUGCUACCUGGUAUGAAGAUCAUAGAUAAAAUGGGGCACCAUCUGUAGGGCUGGGCUGGAGGCCCCUCCCAAAUUAUGGUUGAUGAUACAAGGACUAGUAGAUCAUUGAUCUGAUAAGGUUGCUCCUCAUUCUUAGCUUUAAAGGGGAAGAAACUGAAAACAAUUGAAGAAAAAUCCCCAAAGAGGAUAUUAAUCAUUUCCCAUAUCCUAGCCCUAGGAUUAUAUUGCAAACUUGUUAUGAGGAACACCUGCAGAAGUAGGUCUCGGCUAGAUCCUUAUCUCACCCACCCCACGCAUGGGGUGGGUGGGGCUGCCUGUCAAUUGACAUCAUAGUGACACUGUGUGACCCAUUUUUGCCUGCCCAUGGUGCUUUGCAAGCCCUGAUGAUCCACUGAAUAUCAUAGAAAAUGCUGUUUCCCUUUUCCCUGACAAUAACCAUCAACAGUGGAGCCACAUGAGGGUUGGGAAGGUAUUUAUAAAGCAUAGCGCUGCCAUAGCAUCCUGAUGGAGGUGCACAGACCAUUAGCCCCUGGAUAGUGAAGGGGCAGCCCCUGAAGUGAGUGUCUACCGAAGGACAGUGAGGAACCACUGCUGGAUAGACAGAGUCACGAAGAAACAUGGGGGUCUGGUUGAGGCAGAUUGGGGAGAAUGGUUGGGCUGUUAUUUCAGGAAGGAGGAAAACCUGAAGGCUCUUUGGUAUGGUUGUGAAGACCCCAAGUUUGAUGCUGGAUCCUCGUCUUGCUCUUUCUCCAUUCUAGAUUUGGACGUGUCUCAUCUCGCAUGGAGCUCGUUUCCUGGCCCGUGGGCCCCACACUCGAUUCGGUUAUGGGCUGCAGUGAUAGGCCAUCCCUCUCUCACACACGCCAGAGGCUGCUAAAUCAUCCUCCUCCUUCCUGGACUGGAAGCAGCUGCCCCUCUGGAUCUGCUGAAAGGCAGAGGCUCCAGGACACUGGUGUCCACCGACAACAGAUGGACUUAAGCACUAGUAGCUGGCAAUCCAUGGUGGAGCACCUGCUUCGCGUGCAGAAGGUUCCGGGGUUCAUCUCCGGUAUCCUGCAAGGAAUCUUCAGACUCUGCGAAAGAGCUGUGGUCAGCGCCCCCAUGUAGGUGGGCCUGGACUUGACAGGCCAUUGUCCAGUUUCAGCACAAGAUGGUUGUUUGUAUUUUAGCUGGAAUAAACUCUCUUGGGAAGACAGUCCAACGAAUAAACUCUUCUGUUGGCUCCCUACGCUACCCCCUACUCCAAGCUACAUAUAGUGAUGGGAGCAGGGAGGUGCUGUGGCACUGACCUCCAACAGGGGCAUCACUGCUGCUUACUGAGACAGUAAGCACCAGCUGCAAGGUGGUGGUGGCAUCGGGCCCGGUUGGUGUGCGCACCCUGCCCCAACCUCACUGCCCCACUCCUGCAUUGCCAUAAGAACAUGAGAAGAGCCCAGUGGGAUCCGGCCAGUAGCCCAUCUGGUCCAGCAUCCUGCUCUCUCUGUGGCCAGCCAGAUACCCAGGGAAAGCCCACACCUGAGCGCAACAGCAUUCUCCCCUCCUGCAGUUUCUGGCAACUGCCGUUCAGUAGUGUUCCUCCUCUGAAAGUGUCCCAGCAAGGACACUGCCAGGAAGCUGGGCCCUGCCCCUCAGCGGCGUAGCGUGGGUUGUCAGCACCCGGGGCAAGGCAAGUAAUUUGCGCCCCCUAACCUGGGGCAAGGCAAGUAAUUUGCGCCCCCUAACCCGGGGCAAGGCAAGUAAUUUGUGCCCCCUAACCCCUAACCUGCCGCCGCUGCCAGCUUCUUCUUGCUGCUGCCUGGGCUGGUCUGGUGUGGUUCUCUCCCACGCUCAGCGCUACGCUGGGCGGCCGCUGCACUGUCCCUCCCCCAGAUAGUCCCUCGCUCUCUCUCCGCACCGCACGCCUGGCACCCACCCCC